Guillardia theta CCMP2712 is the source of this 709-nucleotide messenger RNA. RefSeq lists its product as hypothetical. The coding region runs from base 410 to 637 and encodes 75 amino acids. The record is from RefSeq and is a predicted model, not a curated record. The transcript is spliced from 9 exons. NCBI's taxonomy places the organism in Eukaryota, Cryptophyceae, Pyrenomonadales, Geminigeraceae.
CCUCCUUCUCCUCCUCAACUCCUCAUCCGCAACAAACUAUGGUGAUCGCCCAGGGCAACUCAGGAAGUCCGCUUUCAGCUCCUAUGCAUACAAAGGCUACCUUCACACCAACGAUCUCGAGAUGUGGUCCAAGGAAGACAUACGUCGCAAGAGCCAUCUUGAGCCAUACACUCUCGUUCAGAUCGGCUCGCGCGAAGCUCACAAACUACAUGAGACUGACGUGACCAACAAGAAGAAAGACAAGCUGCUUUCAAGGUCGGGGUCGCUCUCUCGUUCUCGCUCCAGGAGCAAGUCCAAGUCUCCCAGCGCCGUCGUAGCUAGCACCAAGGAGAAGCUCAGAGCAUACCUCACGGAUCCUUCCAGGACGUCUUGGGAUUACCUGAGGAUUCUCCGCUUUUCAUUUCCUGGCAUGACGCUCGCUAAGGAGGAGAAGGCUCCUCCUGGGAUGUGGACGGCCAACUCGCGACCCCUCUCGCUCCUCCCAGAGAAGCGUCAUGAAAGACGUCUCAAGAGACGUGCCAAGGUUGCAGCACUGAAGGAGUUGAAUGCCAAGCAACGCAAGGCAGACACCCCCGAGCAAAAAGCAAGAGACGCAUUGAUCGCCAAACUUCAGAGGAAGCUUCACAGGAGGAAGUAGACUGAUGCCCGUGGAGACAAGACGUAGCACUUUAAUGCUUUAGCUCGUUUAUAUUUCGUUAGAAAGACAGGG